AUGCCUGGUUUUUCGCAGGCCACAGAGCUCAGUGCCUGGAAGGAGCUCCAGGAGCACCAUAACUCCCUCGGACGCAACAUUGUCCUCAAGGAAUAUUUCGAGAAGGACCCCCAGCGCUUCGAGAAGUUCAGCCGCAGCUUCGCCAACACGGUUGACAACUCCGAGAUCCUCUUCGACUUCUCCAAGAACUUCAUCACCGAAGAGACCCUCUCUCUGCUCGUGAAGCUCGCCAAGGAAGCUGGCGUGGAGGAGCUCCGCGAUGCCAUGUUCAAGGGCGAGCCCAUCAACUUCACCGAGGACCGUGCCGUCUACCACGUUGCUCUGCGCAAUGUCAGCAACCAGCCCAUGCAGGUCAAUGGCCAGAGCGUUGUCGAGGAAGUCAACUCCGUGCUCGAGCACAUGAAGGAGUUCUCCGAGCAGGUCCGCAGCGGUGAAUGGAAGGGUUACACUGGCAAGAAGAUCAACACCAUCAUCAACGUCGGUAUCGGCGGCUCUGAUCUCGGUCCUGUCAUGGUCACGGAAGCCCUCAAGCCCUAUGGCGCCGAUGACCUGACCCUCCACUUCGUCUCCAACAUCGACGGAACUCACAUCGCGGAAGCCCUCAAGCACUCCGACCCCGAAACCACCCUCUUCCUGAUCGCUUCCAAGACAUUCACCACCGCAGAGACCACCACCAACGCCAACACGGCCAAGAAGUGGUUCCUCGAGACUGCCAAGGAUGAUGCCCACAUCGCGAAGCACUUCGUGGCCCUCUCCACCAACGAGGAGGAGGUGACCAAGUUCGGCAUUGACAAGAAGAACAUGUUCGGCUUCGAGUCCUGGGUGGGUGGCCGUUACUCCGUAUGGAGCGCCAUCGGUCUGUCCGUCGCCAUCUACAUCGGAUUCGACAACUUCCGUGACUUCCUGGCUGGUGCCCACGCCAUGGAUAAGCACUUCCAGGAAACCCCUCUGGAGCAGAACAUCCCCGUUCUGGGUGGUCUGCUGAGUGUCUGGUACAGCGACUUCUUCGGCGCCCAGACUCACCUUGUGGCCCCCUUCGAUCAGUACCUGCACCGCUUCCCGGCCUACCUGCAGCAGCUCUCCAUGGAGAGCAACGGCAAGGCCAUUACCCGCACGGGUGAAUACGUCAAGUACACCACCGGCCCCAUCCUGUUCGGUGAGCCCGCCACCAACGCCCAGCACAGCUUCUUCCAGCUGCUCCACCAGGGCACCAAGCUCAUCCCCUCGGACUUCAUCAUGGCUGCGGAGUCGCACAACCCCGUCGAGAACGGCAAGCACCAGCGCAUGCUGGCUUCCAACUUCCUUGCUCAGUCCGAGGCCUUGAUGGUCGGCAAGACCCCCGAGCAGGUCAAGACCGAAGGCGCCCCUGACAACCUGGUGCCCCACAAGACGUUCCUGGGUAACCGCCCGACCACCUCCAUCCUCGCCCAGAAGAUCACCCCUUCCACGCUUGGAGCCCUGAUCGCUUACUACGAGCACCUCACCUUCACCGAGGGCGCUGUCUGGAACAUCAACUCCUUCGACCAGUGGGGUGUUGAGCUGGGCAAGGUUCUUGCCAAGAAGAUCCAGAAGGAGCUGGAGACACCCGGAGCUGGUGAUGAUCACGACGCUUCCACCAGCGGUCUGCUCCUGGCCUUCAAGAAGAAGGCCAAUCUGGCUUAG
This is a messenger RNA of Aspergillus clavatus NRRL 1, 1662 nucleotides long. RefSeq names its product glucose-6-phosphate isomerase. Gene Ontology annotation, cellular component: cytosol. NCBI's taxonomy places the organism in Eukaryota, Fungi, Ascomycota, Eurotiomycetes, Eurotiales, Aspergillaceae. Gene Ontology annotation, biological process: gluconeogenesis; glucose 6-phosphate metabolic process; glycolytic process. The transcript is spliced from 2 exons. The coding region runs from base 1 to 1662 and encodes 553 amino acids. The record is from RefSeq and is a predicted model, not a curated record. Gene Ontology annotation, molecular function: monosaccharide binding; carbohydrate derivative binding; glucose-6-phosphate isomerase activity.